UCAUAUUUAUCUCUGUAUUCGAAAUAUGUUGUUGUAUACAGAAGACAGAAAAAUAAAUAACGUCACUGAUGUUAGCAAUUCAGUACUCUAUCGAACAGCAGACAAGAUGGCAGCAGCACGUGUAUCAAGUAGAUUCCUAAAGUUUUUAAGUUCAUACCAAAGAAACUUCAACAGACAAAUCUCCAUUGCUUCAAGCCUGCAAAAUAAAAAUGCGUUCAACUGGAAUGAUCCAUUCGAUCUGGAGUCUCAAUUAACAGCAGAUGAGAUUGCGAUCAGAGAUCAAUUUCGAAACUAUUGUCGUGAAAAAUUAAUGCCUCGAGUAAUCGAGGCCAAUCGGAAAGAACAUUUUCAUAAGGAAAUCAUUAAGGAGAUGGGUUCUCUUGGUGUUUUGGGCUGCACAUUGAAAGGUUAUGGAGCUUCCAAUGUUUCUUCCGUUGCUUAUGGACUUUUAGCAAAAGAGAUCGAGGCAAUUGAUAGCGGAUACAGAUCAGCUAUGUCUGUACAAUCCUCCCUGGUUAUUGGUUGUAUAUAUCAAUUCGGUGAUGAGACGCAAAAGGAACGAUUUCUUCCUAAACUUAUUUCCGGGGAUUUAAUUGGUAGCUUCGGUUUAACCGAACCCAAUCAUGGCAGUGAUGCAGGAGGUCUUGAAACUAAAGCUGUUUAUGACAAGGAUCAAAAAGUUUACAAAUUGACUGGAAGCAAAACAUGGAUUUCAAACUCACCCAUUGCUGAUAUAUUAAUCGUAUGGGCAAAAUGCGAGGAUAAUAAAAUUCGUGGAUUUAUAGUAGAAAGAGAAGGAAAUCAGAAUCGAUUGGAAACACCGAAAAUCGAAGGAAAAUUUUCAUUGAGAAGUUCUAUUACUGGAAUGAUACUCAUGGAUAACGUCGUAGUACCUACUGACAAUUUAUUAGCGGGUGUAGACGGUUUGAAAGGACCAUUUAGUUGUUUAAACAACGCUCGUUACGGAAUAUCUUGGGGUGCUUUGGGUGCAGCCGAACAUUGUUUUCAAAUAGCCAGAGAGUAUACUUUAACGAGAUCACAAUUUAAAAGACCAUUAGCUGCCAAUCAAUUAAUACAAGCGAAAUUGUCUAAUAUGAUGUGCGAUAUAGCCUUUGGUCUUCAAGCUUGUUUACGCGUUGGAAGAUUAAUGGAUGAACAUAAAUCAAAUCCGGAGAUGAUUUCUAUGUUGAAGCGAAAUUCUGCUAGCAAAGCGUUAGAAAUUGCUAGAACCGCGAGAGACAUGUUAGGUGGUAAUGGCAUAUCGGACGAGUAUCACGUCAUUAGGCACAUGAUGAAUCUCGAAUCCGUUAACACUUACGAAGGUACUUACGAUAUACACUCUUUGAUACUCGGAAGAGCGAUCACAGGAAUAGCUGCAUUCGCUGGAUAACACAUUUUCCUUCUUCUUAUUUCUGUCAGGUUAUGACAAAGUAAUUCCACCUUUAAAACUACCGUAAAGUUGUUAAUACAUUUAAAUAUAUAUAUCAUUUAGUAAUCAUUAA
Polistes dominula (European paper wasp) is the source of this 1502-nucleotide messenger RNA. Its product is annotated as glutaryl-CoA dehydrogenase, mitochondrial. Gene Ontology annotation, cellular component: mitochondrial inner membrane. Gene Ontology annotation, molecular function: flavin adenine dinucleotide binding; fatty-acyl-CoA binding; glutaryl-CoA dehydrogenase activity. The record is from RefSeq and is a predicted model, not a curated record. NCBI's taxonomy places the organism in Eukaryota, Metazoa, Arthropoda, Insecta, Hymenoptera, Vespidae. Gene Ontology annotation, biological process: fatty-acyl-CoA biosynthetic process; fatty acid beta-oxidation using acyl-CoA dehydrogenase.